Naegleria lovaniensis is the source of this 867-nucleotide messenger RNA. RefSeq lists its product as uncharacterized. Gene Ontology annotation, molecular function: 3-demethoxyubiquinol 3-hydroxylase activity. Gene Ontology annotation, cellular component: mitochondrial inner membrane. Gene Ontology annotation, biological process: ubiquinone biosynthetic process. Lineage: Eukaryota; Heterolobosea; Eutetramitea; Acrasida; Naegleriidae. The record is from RefSeq and is a predicted model, not a curated record. The transcript has a single exon. Bases 1 to 867 code for a protein of 288 amino acids.
AUGCUUGCAUGGACCGCUUCAAAGUCAAGCUCGAGGCUUCUUGUGAGUCGUUUGCAUAGUCAUAGCGGUAUCGGAGUCCAUGUAUCAUCAGCAUUAUUCACAUUAAAUCAUCAUCAUUUCAACAAGAAGAAUUAUUCAACAACAACGAUUAAUGUACAAUCGUCCGAUGGUGCAACAUCAUCAUCAACUCCAAAAAUUGAUAAAAGUGGAUUGAUAUGGAGAGAUGUCAAUGAAUUGGAAGAUGAAUUUAUUGUGAAGAGUAUGAUUCGUGUAGAUCAUGCUGGUGAAUUAGGUGCUGUUACCAUUUGUAAUGCACAAAAGGUGGUGCUGGGAGAGGAUCCAAUUGUGAAUGAAAUUUUGGGUCAAGAAGUAGAUCAUUUUGCUACUUUUGAUCGAAUGAUUAUUGAGAGAAGAGUGAGACCAACAAUUUUCCGUUCAAUUUGGCAACCAGCCGGAGUCAUGUUAGGGAUUGGAACAGCAUUGCUGGGAAGAAACACUGCUAUGGCUUGUCAUGAAGCAAUCGAGAACACAAUAUUCGAUCACUAUAAUGAACAAUUAAGAGAUAUUUAUGUAAUGUCUUUGAGCAAAUCUCAACAACAGGAAAAGGCAGAGAGCUCUUCAACCAAUGUUUCAGAUUCUGAUAUUGAAACCGAUACAGAAUACUUCUUCAAAUCCGAGCAUCAAAAACAAGAAAUUCAAGAAAAAGAGCUUCGAGAAAUUAUCAAGCAGUAUAGAGAUGAAGAAUUACAUCACCAUGACAUUGCAAGAGAUGCCAAUACCGAUAGAAACAGUUUGUUAUAUAAGGCAGCUUAUGGAUUUAUUUCAACGGGUUGUUCAAUUGUCAUUAAUUUGACAAAGAGACUUUAA